AUGUGUUGGAAAUACAGGAAGUGUGCCAAGAUUAGGUAUUCCUAAUUUAUGUUUACAAUAUGGUCCAAAUGGAGUUAGAUUUACUGAUUUUGUUACUCAUUUUCCAUCUGGUUUAGCAGCAGCAACUAAUGAAGGUUUAAUUUAUCUUAGAGGUAAAGCAAUUGGUAAAGAAUUCAAGAAAAAGGGAAUUCAUGUUUGUUUGGGGCCAGCAUUUGGUCCAAUUUGUCUAAAUGCUAAUGGUGGUAGAAAUUGGGAAUCAUUUGAUAGUGACCCUUAUUGA
Insectozyma verbasci is the source of this 280-nucleotide messenger RNA. The record is from the annotation of a GenBank genome assembly. NCBI's taxonomy places the organism in Eukaryota, Fungi, Ascomycota, Pichiomycetes, Serinales, Debaryomycetaceae.